Molecule: messenger RNA, 1386 nt
Organism: Brenthis ino (lesser marbled fritillary)
Lineage: Eukaryota; Metazoa; Arthropoda; Insecta; Lepidoptera; Nymphalidae
Source: the annotation of a GenBank genome assembly
AUGGCGGAGAAUAGAAGUUCGGACAACGUCGUUAUGCCGGACAUUACCGAAGUAGCCGAGUCCGAUCCCCUGGCGACAGCAGCCGAGCGCGAUACCGAUUGCUCUGAUGGCAAUUCUGUUUUGUCUGCAGGAAUCAAAACUGUUCGACGACCGAGUGAUACAAAUGGGGUAGUUUCUGUGCCCGUGUCAUUACCAGUAGGUGCACUCAUUGCAGGCACUACUUUUAAUGUCAUAACAUCUGAACAAUUACAGCACUUCAAGCCUAUGAUAUGCGUCGAUAAUGGUUUUAUAUCUGGUGGAUCAGUUCCGGAAGACAUCAAGCAGACUCAUAUUGUGAUUCAAAAUACGUCUUCACCACCUGUGCGUGAGUCAAAAGACCACGAAACGGCAAACAAUUCGUCGUCAUCUGGUAGGUUUACGAGCAAUCGAUCAUGGGUCGAAACUGCAAAUAUGCCUGUUCUUCCUAUUAGGUGCAAAAACACCUCUGCAGAACUUCAUAAACAAAAGUUAGGUUCUGGGGGACGGGGUAGAUGUAUUAAGUAUGGCAUGGAAUGGUACACACCUAGUGAAUUUGAAGCUCUUUGUGGUCGAGCAUCAAGCAAAGAUUGGAAAAGGUCAAUAAGAUUUGGUGGUAGAAGUAUACAAACCUUAAUUGACGAGGGAAUACUUAAACCACAUGCUACAAGCUGUACCUGUGGAGCUUGUUGUGACGAUCAAACAGCUAUGGGUCCUGUAAGACUUUUCGUUCCAUAUAAAAGGAAAAGGAGAAAUCAAGAUGGAACAGAUGAGAAAAAAGUAAAAGUUAAACUUGAAUCAAUAAGUGAUGCGGAGGUGGAUAAUAUUCACCAGACGAGUAGUAACAGUCAUUCCAAAGAGGCUUGGCAAACUAUAGCUGAGGGACUCGAAACAAAUGCUGAUUACCAUUUGCUAGAUAGUCCUGAAACCAAUCCAGAUCCUAUAGUGGCGCCACCUGACAUGAAAAAAGUGAUGAAACGCUUAGAAGAUAUUGGGCAAAGUCUGAUUCGGCUUUCAAAUGAGCUGAAACAAUGUGUUGAUGAAGUGAAACUGGUCAGUAACAGGCAGUUGGAGAGGUUCGAGCAGGAAAGGGCUUCAGCAAUCAUCGCGGCCAGCGUUGACGCUCAAGUAGAAGCUGAUCAGGUCUCACUUCAUAAUGUUGAAGAAUCAGAACCCAAAACGUGCGUAAACUGUAACCGCGAGGCCUCGGCGGAGUGUUCACUCUGUCGACGGACACCAUAUUGCUCAACGUUUUGUCAGAAGAAGGAUUGGGCGUCCCAUCAAAUUGAAUGCUUACGAUCGGUGCCAACCAUUCAUACUGACAGCCAGCAGCAUCAGUCAAUUAUGUUGAUUGUAGAGAGUCAACCACAA